AAACAUUUUGUAAUGUCGGUCAUGUCAAAAUUUAUCGAAAUAUUGUCUCGUGAUAAACAAUUUUUCAUAUUUAAGCUUCAUUAAAGUUUGAAAUUAAGUUUAUUUUGCGUUUGUUAACUUUGUAUACGACAAAAUAUACUUUAGCUGUAUUUUCGACAUACUUUCUGAUAGUUUAUCCCACCGAAAACGCCGGCGAUUUGCGUAAUAUGUUUAUGUGUUAAACUUUCGUAGAUAUGGCAUCCGGGUCAAAAAAUGAUAUUGUUAAUAGACUUCUAAAUGUGAGACUCGACGAUGGUGCUGAGGGUGACGAGGCACCGCCUCAGAAUAUGUUGCCUUCGAACCAACACGCAAGACAAAUAGUUUUAGCGCAAGAAGAAGACAACGGACAGGCUGUGGAGCAUAUCGCUUCCUCGUCAGCUAUAGAAAACCUACAGCCCACAAACAAUACUGGGGGACGGCUACACAACUGGCAAGCGACUAAAACCACUGUGAAGGAACGUUUGUCAUUCCUAUUCAACAAUGAAAUACUCUGUGAUGUCCACUUCAUUGUGGGUAAAGAUGCAAAUCAGCAAGUCAUUCCCGCGCAUAAAUUUGUGCUGUCUGUGGGUAGUGCGGUGUUCGACGCAAUGUUUAAUGGUGUACUAGCUACUAAGUCUGAUGAGGUUGAAUUGCCAGAUGUAGAACCAGCUGCUUUUCUUCACCUAUUGAAGUUUCUUUAUUCAGAUGAAGUUAGAAUCGGUCCAGAGAGUGUUAUGACUACACUGUACACAGCUAAGAAGUAUGCAGUGGCUGCUUUAGAGGAGCACUGUGUUGACUUCCUUAAAAGUAAUUUAGGCACGGACAAUGCAUUCCUAUUGUUAACACAAGCACGGCUGUUUGAUGAGCCCCAGCUGGCUGCACUUUGUCUGGAGAUGAUUGACAAGAAUACAGCUGAUGCUUUAAAUGCUGAAGGAUUCACUGAUAUAGACCAGGAUACUUUAAAUGCAGUGCUUGAAAGAGACACACUUAGAAUUCGUGAAGCUAAAAUAUUCUCAGCUGUGUUGAGAUGGUCCGAAGCAGAAUGCAUUCGUCGUCAACUCCCCGUCACUCCUGCAAAGCAGCGAAUGGUUUUAGGUCGAGCAUUCAACGCUAUAAGGUUCCCAUUAAUGUCAGUAGAAGAAUUUGCAAUGGGACCUGCACAGAGUGGCUUAUUGGACGACCGGGAGAUAGUCCAAUUGUUCCUGUACUUUACAGUGAACCCGAAACCAAAUGUAGGCUUUUUAGAUACACCACGGUGCUGCAUGACUGGCAAAGAGUUAACAGUCAAUAGGUUCCCUCAAACUGAGUCCCGGUGGGGUUACAGUGGCACCACGGAUAGGAUUAGAUUCACAGUGGAUCAGAGGAUAUUCGUAGUAGGCUUUGGAUUGUAUGGAUCAUAUUUUGGACCUACUGAAUAUGAAGUGCAUUUACAAAUAAUUCACCUAGCUACAAAAAAGGUGUGUGGAUCUAACACAACGACUUUCUGCUGUGAUGGCACUGAUGAUACAUUCAGAGCUAUGUUCAAAGAGCCCGUUGAGAUACUGCCCAACACAUCAUAUAUAGCUAGUGCUAAACUUAAGGGCACAGAUUCGUACUAUGGCACCAAAGGGCUGCGAUGUGUGACAGUUGACUGCAACAACGGCGAAAAAAUUGUGUUCCAAUUCUCAUAUGCUGCCGGCAACAAUAACGGAACCUCCGUGGAAGAUGGUCAGAUACCUGCCAUAAUAUUCUAUAUUUAAAAAAAAUACAAAAGAAAAUUGGAAACUUGUGGUGGUCAUUUAGAAACAAUCAGUAAAUUUAGAUUGGGGUAUUAUUAUUUAUUAUAAAAAUCGUUUAAGGAGUAAUUAUUUUUGAUUUUGAAACAUAUAAAAAAUAUAAUAAUAAUAACUAAAAAAAACCACAGUUUCCGCUUUUAUAGAAUCUCUUUUCUAUUAUAAAUGUCAACCAAAUUAAUUAUAAAUUAAAUUUACAAUAACAAAUGAAAACCAUACUGUUAUAUAUGUUAUACAUACAUAUUUAUGUUUUAAAUUUUCUUAUAGACUACAUAAAUUGAAGAACAAAAUAUGCAAGUCUUAUUUUUUUAAGACCUAUUAACAAUGAUCGAUUACAUGAGUCACAAUGCCAAAACGUUAUUACCUACCAUUCGAAAAUUAAAUUUUCAAAUCAAUCUUACCACUGAAAUCUCUUUACAAUACAGGUUACAAUUGUUCUUUUAAAAUAAUUUAAUUUAUCUACACUCGGACUAAUGUUCCUGAAAUAAUAUUAGUGUUUAUGAAAACAUAUCAUAUUACGAUAAUAAGAUGUCACAAUUUGCAGCUAUAUAUUACAGGGAUCUAGACGUUUUUGUUAAAUACUUCUUUGAUAAAAUAACGGCCACAUUUAAAAAAAUUAUUAAUGCCCAUCGACAAAAUUAUACGGGUAUUUAUUUUGCAAAAUGGUACCCACUGAGCUCUCCAGAACUUGAAACAAAGAAGGUUCUUUUUAAACAACAUAAGAUCUAAAAACCCAUUGCUAACAAAACCUUAGUUUUUUUUUUUUUUUUGUUUUUGUUUAAAGUUUUUUUAUUACAGAGCUCCGUUUUUUACAAAGGAAUGUGCUUAUGAAGAAAGGUUGUGUCGUCAAGUUGACCAAAAGAGUUAAAAUUGCGAAUUUAUACAAAUUAUGAUUAAUUACUAAAUGUUUACCCAGCCAAAUCUAAAAGGCAUCGUGCGUAAUAAUUAUAGUUAAUUAUUUACGAACGAGUAUUUUUAUCGGUCGGAUUAUAUAGAAUGAGCCAUAUUACAAUAAUAAAGCUAAACAUAAACUAUUUAUGUUAUUGUCGUUAUUAUGUGCUCCAAAAACGGUCAUCAUGCAUCGGUUGUUACCUAAAAUACUGAAACAAAGUUGCAUAAUCUGAGGCAACGAAUAAUAACAAAGAUAUGUAGUUGAAUGAAAUCACACUCCGCUUUGAAAUAGCGCCCAAAAUUAACGUUAUUGGAAAAAUGUUAAAACUUAUUUAUUUUACUGGCAACAUUAACGUUUAGCGCCAUUUGGGGUUUUUAUUAUUUGUUGCCUACAUGGCAAAUUCAGAGAGAACGCCCUCUAUGAUUUUAAUUUACUAAUUGAAUUUUAAAUUUUCAUCUUACAAAUAAAAUCUAAAUCCCUUAAACAAUCACGGGUCUUAAUCUUUGCUGAAAAACCAAGUACAAGACUACGGGGCUUAAUAGGUUCGCGUAAAUUUUUAUGUUUUUUAUUACAGAUAAUAUAUUGUAGUGAAAAAAAAUAUUUUCAAUGUAGUAAAUAUGUUUGCCGUUAAUAACCUUAGUACAUAUUAAACACAGCAUGUUAUUUUAUUUUUUAAUUUUUUGUAUUAAAAUAAACAUUAAUCCACUGUCUCCCAAGUUUGUAAUUUUCUAUGUGAUUAUAAAUAAUUUACAAAACUUCAAUCUAUUUAAAAAUUAUUUUAUUAAUUUAGGCAUUGAGUAUUGUAUAUAUGCAAAUUUUAUAAUAAAAUGUAUUAAUUUCUGUAUAUUAAUCUCAUAUUUUUUUAAUAAUAUUUUACACAAAUUUAUAAAUAACAAAAAGGUUAAUGUAAUCUAAACUGACUAAAAGGUAAUGUGAACUAUAAUAAAUUUAUAAUCUUCAUAAAAUGGAACAUGGACAUUUUGGAAAUGUGUAGAUUAGGAAUAAUAUUUUUACUUUAAAAGAGGCGACAUGAUUACAAAAGUUACACUUAGAGAAAUAUUACUAAAUUAGUAGUAUUGUAGCAUAUAAGGUAGUGCAUGUUAUUUUAAAAACUUCAGUUGAUAAAAAUUGAUAUAAAAAUCACAAUGUUGCAACACAAGUAUCCAUAUUGCUGCUUAUAUAUAAAGCGAUAGAUAGCAUUCUAAUUUUCAUCCAUUGCAUACGUGAUUAAUCAUUGAACAUAAAAAAAAAAAAAACAUAAUUGCUUUGACUAUUUUAAUCAUCAACUUUAUAAAAAAAAGUAGCUAAAAAUUGUUAAUGUAUUUCUCUUUUAUAUUUUUGAUAGGGUGUUAGUACUAGUUAUCGUCACGUGGUAACCACGGAAUGAAAUCGACGUGAAAAAUGUAUUGAUACCACUUACGUAUAUAUAUUUUUUUUUAUAUUUAACACAUUGAAUUUAGCUUUUAAUAUAUUAAAAAAAAAUAUUCUUAAUGCAAGGCGUUUAAAUUUUAUAAUGACUGAACGGUGCAAAAGUUAAUGCUUCUUGAAUGCGGCACCAUCACUUUGUUAUUUCAUUGGAACAGUGACUGUCCUGCCUUAUCAUAUAAUGUGUAAAAUAAUAAUAACUGUAAUCGAAAAGAAAGGAUGUGAGGGAGGCAACUCGACAAGUGAAACAGAAAAAUAUACCUGUCUCUUUUAUUACUAUUGAUGUAAAAAUUUCUUUAGGCACAUUGGCCACUUAUUAGGAUGGGGAUAAGCACUGACUGCGACGAUUACGUUCAGAUAUUUAUAUUCAUACUUUAAAUUGUAAACAAUACAACUAAUAAAUAUUUUAUUAAUAAAAAUACGUCAUAAAAGAUUAUUUCUUAAUAAUCCAAAAAUUAUGUUUUCAAGUUUAUAAAGAUCAGUAUUUUUCACUUCUGACAUAUAGUUCUACAAUUGAUUCUGUUUUUUUUUUUCCUUUUUAUUAAUCAAAAAUUAUUAUCAAGUCUCAUAAAUACAGAAUUGCAUAUUUUCUCUUAACGUUCACUACUCGAGAAGAUAAUUCUCCCUCCCCUCCGUAUUUUUCUAUGACCAUAAAAACUUCGUAAUACCCAUAGAAUUACAAUAAAAACAUUAGGUCAGUUACUGAGUUUCUUGUAAUUUAAAAUAAACGAAGGUAUUAAUAUAUUAAUUUUCCUAUUUUAUAUUAUAUUUAGAAUAUAAAUAGUCAAAGUUAUUUAAAUUGUUGGCCGUGCAUUACAAUCAUAUAACAACUUGAAAAUGUUACAAUGAACUUCUGUAUUUACUAGAUUACAAAAAAUUCCUAAUACAAUGUGUGGUCAACAACCGGUACAUUUACCUUACAUCUAUACAUUAUCUGUGAUAGGUGCGUGGAGAGAGUGCACAAGCGACUGAAAGAUGGAUACAAUAUUACCAAAUCAUUUUUUAUUAAAAACAUUUGGGACCAUAAAUCCCAAAAGAUUUUUUUUUUUUUUUGUAUGUUAUAAUAACGUGAAAUUAAGAAUAUGUAUUUGAGCGCGACAGGAUUAUAAAAACUUGAAACUUCUAAUAAACUUUUUAAAUUUUAAAUUUCAUGAUAAUUAUACCAUACUAUUUUUUUUUUAUUUUGAGUCCGUUUUUAAUGUUGUCUUCUACUAAAUUAAGUGUUACAAAAUAUGUUACAUUUGCGAAAAGUAUAACACUUGUCGCAAUUUUGAAACCCUUGAUAUGACAUCUACACAAUCAAAAAUGUUAUUAUACAUUUGUUAUAACGUGUAUAAAAUUGAAUACAUGUAUAAUAUACACAAUUCAUGUUGGAGAUAGAGUUGCGAUGUAAUUUCACUCCAAUUUAACAAUUAAAUAAAUUUAUUGGACUUUCAAGGUUUUUAUAAUUACGAAUAUUAGUAUAUAAGUACGCCUUAUUUAUUAUAAUUUUGGCUGACACAGGAAAACUCUUCGAUACACGCCCUAUGUCGUGUUGCCAAAUUUUUAAACAUUAUCUUUUAUACUAUUAACAAUAUUUGAAUGUAUAAUCUUCUGUUUACCGUCUUCUCAGUGUGAAUUAUUAUUUUUCUAGUCAAAUUAUUGUUAAUGAUUUCACAGAUCACAACAUGAUUUAAAGAAUGAAUCUCGGCGCAUAAUUUAUAAAUCAAAUAGUUUUGUACAGUACAUAAAAUAUGUUACAGUUUGCUGCUUUAUCAUAAUGGCAUUAUUUAAAAUUACAAACAUUAAUAAAUUGUUAUUAUGAUAUGACAAGGUAUAAAAGUUUUAAUAGAUUUUUGUACGCGGCUAUAUGUUAAAAAAAAAUGCUAGCAAUUCUGCAAUAUAAUCAUGGAGUUUGGUCUUCAAACUCGAAUAUCAUGUAUUGGAAGAACUACGCUUCACAUAACCUAUUAACUUUCGUACAGGUACAGUUUUUUAAACGAAAAUUGGCUGCAUCUUUUAGAAUUCUGUCAUUUAAACUUCAAAUUCGCGCGCUUUUUAUCACUGCCAUUUUUAGUGUAUUUUUUUUAUUUCCUAUCAGCUCGAACUAAAUCCUUUAUUUAUAAUAUUUAUAUUCUGUGGGUUAUAGCGUGAUGCGAGUGACAGUUAACAUUUUGUCAAUUUUUACUGUGUAUUGACUACUGAAUGGAAUGAAAAAAAUGGCGGGAAAGGUGAACAUUUAGUUCAAAUCGAACAGCUGAAGUUUAAGUAAACAUAAAUACGCAAUGGGAUAAUACGUAAUUGAUUAUUAUAAUUGUGGUAUGCUUUGAAUAUUACUUGUAGAAAAAUAAUUUUCAAAUUACGAAUUAUUCUUAUAAAUGACGCUGGCAGAAGUAGUUGUAAAAAUGUCAACCGAUUGCCUUUAAGGAAAAGAAAAAGAACUAUUGAAUAAGUCUAAUUAAUCUAUAACUCAUUCUUCAAUAGCUUUUUUUUUUUAAUUAAAAAUACUAAAAGAAGAAAAAUCUAUAAACUUCUCUUAACAAUAAUAUCCACGAAAUGAGUCGAAGUCAAUAACUAUAAUUGAGGCUUCCUCACGGUCAAAUGUUUUAUUUAAUCUCUACUUUACGUUCUAGUAAUUUUAGUGGCCUGUCACACGCACUAUACCCUUCUAACCUCUUGCGGAUUAUGCAUAGGACAUCAACAAAAUUUCUUAUGGAUUUUUUUUCCACAUUGUUUAUAAAUGCAACUCUUCGCAAUCUUAAUUAUUCAUUAAGAUUAUGUUAUACCAUAUUAUAAAACCAGCUGUUUUGAUAUAAAAAUUAAACUAAUGUACCGAUUUUAAUAAAAUUUAUUUAUGAGGCCAAUCUGUAGGUUAUCCUUUCAGAUAAAAAAAUAUUCAGUUUACAACUGAGGAAGUAAUGAGGUAUCAAACUUAAAAAAAAAAACAAAUAAUACAACCAAAUUGAGUUUGACAGUCACGUUCUUGACAGUUCUUAUUUUCUCCGUCAUUUUAGGUUAUAUAUAUAUAUAUAUAUAUAUAUAUAUAUAUAUAUAUAUAUAUAUAUAUAUAUAUAUAUAUAUAUAUAUAUAUAUAUAUAUAUAUAUAUAGUUUACCAAAUUUCAUCGAAUUCGGAACAUACCCCCAGAGGUAUUUUUUUAAUGAGUGAAAAUGGAAUGGUAACCCCGCCUGCGCUAACAGGAUACGCUGGCGGAGCACCAGUGAAGGGUGAUAGAUGAGAAUGAAAACAGGCCAAUUAGCCCAUCAUGAUGAAUUCAUCAGGAAUUAACCAUGAUAGUUUCCAGGGAGAACCGCGAGGAGGUCGACCUGGUUGGGUAUAUUGCAAUGGGAUUCUCAGUAUCCAUUACUAACAAUCCCUUUCCCCCUUACCUCCAGGGGUUAGGAGGGUACUAUAACACGCAGAAUAUAGUGGCUUCGUAUUGAUUUUUUAUUGAUGUGCUAGCUUGAAAUCCCACACUGAUUUCCAAUUAAUAACUCAUAAUUGGUUAACAUUGCGUUUAUAUAGUAUUACUGGAAAGCCCUCAUAUGUUGGAAAUAUAAUAAAAAAACAAUGCCAAAUGAUAUUUUUUAUAAUUUUUUAUUGUAUUAUUUACGUACUUAUUUUAUUUGCCUACCAAAUUCAAAACGUAGUGGAGGAAUUGUAAAUGUAAUGUAACUAUGCUUAGAUUAUGUAUUUUUAAACGAGUAUUUUGUAUAGAACGAGGCGGUGUUUCAUAGAUGUCUUUAAUUAAAUAAAAUUAAAUUAUACUAA
Galleria mellonella (greater wax moth) is the source of this 7856-nucleotide messenger RNA. Its product is annotated as BTB/POZ domain-containing protein 2-like. The coding region runs from base 234 to 1757 and encodes 507 amino acids. Gene Ontology annotation, cellular component: P-body; cytosol. Gene Ontology annotation, molecular function: protein binding. Gene Ontology annotation, biological process: neurogenesis. The record is from RefSeq and is a predicted model, not a curated record. The transcript has 4 exons. NCBI's taxonomy places the organism in Eukaryota, Metazoa, Arthropoda, Insecta, Lepidoptera, Pyralidae.